Messenger RNA from Larimichthys crocea (large yellow croaker), 7275 nucleotides. It is a transcript of the gene akt2, whose product is annotated as v-akt murine thymoma viral oncogene homolog 2. The coding region runs from base 2331 to 3779 and encodes 482 amino acids. Gene Ontology annotation, biological process: protein phosphorylation. The transcript has 13 exons. The record is from RefSeq and is a predicted model, not a curated record. Gene Ontology annotation, molecular function: ATP binding; protein serine/threonine kinase activity. Lineage: Eukaryota; Metazoa; Chordata; Actinopteri; Sciaenidae.
AGGUGCAGUGGACCCUCUCUGGCCUCGUACGUCACUUCCCUUUUUGUGCGUCUGCGGGGCUGCUGUGCUGUCUGACUGUGGACGGAGGGUUUCCACGCUAAGCAGCCGACUAACCACGUUAAACCCCCCGUAAAGAGGCGGUUUUAUCUGGCCAGGAUCUGGAAAUUAUCUGUCGUCAUAUUCAAGAUAACCACCCAUCAAGUUGGACCUGACUGGACUUUAUUCUGUAGCGGGCUCGCAAACGCUUUAGUGAGCCACUGCAGCAGCAACAGACCGAGCACGCCGCUGCUGUUGUUGUUGUGAGAGAAGAAAACAACCUCGGCGAGCAGUCCGCUAAAGCUGUGUGAUCAUUGACAGAGUUCAAUACACACACGCUUCAAGUCCUAACUGGUGGGGAGCUUUGUGUGCGGCGGUACCUCCACAAGUCAAGAACCGACAGCUGGAGGGAAGGGGGGGGAUAUUUCGUCGCUGAAGUCCGAGGUGAGAGGAGCCGGCGGCGGCGGCGAGGAGCAGAGAGCUAGCGCCGAGUGGCUAACUGACGUGCUAACUAGCAGCUAGCUCCAAAGCUACCCUGGCUUAGCUGCCUGGUUUGCGGUCGUGGUCAGUGUCCUCACUCGCUGUCUGGGGGAAACCACCCAUUAGCUUUUUUAGUCUCAAGUGUUUGUGUUUUUUGUUUUUUUUACUGUUAAGCCCUACGAGCUGUUUUGGACUUGUACCGCUGGUGUUUGUUGACUUUGCCUCACAGUUAGCUGCGUACACUGAGGAUGCGUUAGCGUCACGUUAGUGUUUACGUUAGGCAGCUUGUGAUUGUGCUGGGUAUAGUUUGUCAUUUGGUUAUAUAUAACCGUGUAACUCGGUAGGUAUGUAAAGUAUUUAUGUGUGCCCUUUUUUUCUCUCUCUCUAUCUUUGCUAGUUUCAUGUAAACCUGGCUGAGAUAAUAAAGUAGACAUCCUGUCUACGAAGACCAUUGAACUUUUUUUUUUUACUGGUGUACAAUAUCCGGUCAUGUUGUCGUGAGUCUGUUUAUUAUCUCACUGUUUUUCAGGCCAUUCAAAUGAGUGUAGUAGGUGUGGAGCUAUGAACAACAGUGGACUCACCUCUGGAUGGUCAUAAAAAGUCUGAGUUUUUUAAUCAAACAAAGCAGUUCAAACAGUCUUUGUGUUCUGGUGACUGUAUUAUUCAGCCCCCCCCCCUCCAUCACUUUCACUGAAAUACAGCGAAAAUUCUGCUAAACCUAUUAUCUAACAUAAGCUGUUGAUUCAGGGCUGACCCUGAAUCACCAAGGCCUCUCCACAAACAUCCAAGCAAGGGUUGUGGGAGGCUAUUACAUGUGACAAUGCAGAGCUUUUGCAGCUAUUUUGCUAAUGGCAUCAUCACCAGAAGAGUACGAAUAUCAAGCAUAAUAACAAUAUGACACACCAGCUCUGGUAUGUCAGAGAGAAAGAGAGUUGCGUGACAUGAUUGAGUUGCCUGAAGUUCAUAUAUCUCUCUAGCUUGUGGUCAUGUUAGUCAUUCUGCUAGUCCCAUUUUUCGUUGGAUGUCUCUUGUCAUCAAGUGUCAGAUGGUCAGAUAGGAGGCGGCGAGAAGACACGCCGAUUUCAGCACUUUUCUUUGUUGUGGAGUUGUGUUUCAAGGCAGCUCGGAAGGUGAGGAGUUUUUUUUUUUUUUUGGUUGAAGCGCAGCGCUGUGGUGGCAACACUCGAGAUAGGCAUCGAGCAAUACACAGAAGGUUUCCUUUGUUUUGAGAAAUCGGUUUCACUUUAUGUCUAAACCUCCACCUUCCUGGCUGUAGUUUUACUUCCUUUAGGCCCUGUGCCUUUCACACUUUAUUUUUCAGUGUUGUACUGUAUCCACAAAAAAAAAAAAAGGCAUGUGAGCAUAAAGAAUAUUACCCGAGGCUAUGUUUUUAUACAAAGCGAGGAAGUCAUCCAGCCGUUUUGCAUACAUUUAUAAGUCAGCGGAGGUUUUUUUAACAAUGUUUUCAACAAAAUAACGAUGCACUGAUGUUGUGGUCACAUCCCAUCCCAUGUAUUUUUGUUAUAGCUCCUCUCACCUGAAUGUUAAGGCUCUCUUUGAGUUGUAGUUACUUGUUAAAGCCACAUGUUUCUUGUAUUUUAUGGACUGCAUGACACAGAUUUUGUAUGUUGCAUUAACAAAAUUUCUUUCUGUCCUCUUCCUCCAGGUGUUACAUUAUAUAGAUUUUUUAUUAUUUUUUUAUUUUAUUUUAUUUUUUAUAAAUCUGAGCCGCUGUCAGGCACUUGACCAGUAGGAACAGUUUCCACCAGCUUGUCUGCAGCCCCCUUCCAACCCAGAGAGUCUUCUGCCCCAGCAUGAAUGAAGUCAGUGUUGUGAGAGAGGGAUGGCUCCAAAAGAGAGGUGAAUACAUUAAAACAUGGCGGCCUCGUUACUUCAUCUUAAAGAGUGACGCCUCCUUCAUAGGUUACAAAGAGAAACCCGAGGUGUCCAGUGACCACAACCUCCCACCGCUCAACAACUUCUCUGUCGCAGAAUGCCAGCUGAUGAAGACAGAGCGCCCCAGGCCUAACACAUUUGUCAUUCGUUGCCUGCAAUGGACGUCCGUUAUUGAGCGUACCUUCCAUGUAGACAGCAACGAGGAGAGGGAGGAAUGGAUGCGAUCGAUCCAGGCAGUGGCAAAUAGCCUGAAGAGUCAGCAGCAGGAUGAGGAGCCCAUGGAGAUCAAAUUUGGCUCACCGAGUGACAACAGCGGCACAGAGGAGAUGGAGAUCGCUGUGUCCAAAUCCCGCACAAAAGUGACCAUGAGUGAUUUUGACUACCUGAAGCUGCUGGGGAAAGGGACAUUUGGUAAAGUGAUCCUGGUGAAGGAGAAGGCCACAGGGAUGUACUACGCUAUGAAAAUACUGCGCAAAGAAGUCAUCAUUGCUAAAGAUGAGGUGGCACACACAGUUACAGAAAGCAGAGUUCUCCAAAAUACGCGGCAUCCCUUUCUAACGACACUAAAAUAUGCAUUUCAAACGCAUGACCGCCUAUGCUUUGUUAUGGAGUAUGCAAAUGGAGGGGAACUCUUCUUUCACUUAUCGCGGGACAGAGUGUUCACAGAAGAAAGAGCGAGAUUCUAUGGUGCAGAAAUAGUGUCAGCACUGGAGUACCUACACUCACGCAAUGUAGUUUACAGGGAUUUAAAGUUGGAGAACCUCAUGUUAGACAAGGACGGCCACAUAAAGAUAACAGACUUUGGGCUGUGUAAAGAGGGGAUCACGGACGGUGCCACAAUGAAGACCUUCUGUGGAACCCCGGAGUACCUGGCACCAGAGGUGCUAGAGGACAAUGACUAUGGACGAGCGGUAGACUGGUGGGGACUGGGCGUGGUCAUGUAUGAGAUGAUGUGUGGCCGGUUGCCCUUCUACAAUCAGGACCACGAGCGUCUCUUUGAGCUAAUCCUCAUGGAGGAGAUUCGUUUCCCCAAGAACCUGGCUCCUGAGGCCAAGGCCCUGCUGGCCGGUCUGCUCAAAAAAGACCCCAAACAAAGGCUCGGAGGCGGACCCGAUGAUGCCAAAGAUGUGAUGAGCCACAGGUUUUUCACCUCCAUCAACUGGCAGGAUGUUAUUGAAAAGAAGCUUAUUCCACCCUUCAAGCCCCAGGUGACAUCAGAGACAGACACGCGUUACUUCGAUGACGAGUUCACAGCACAAACCAUCACAAUAACUCCCCCUGACAAGUACGACAGUUUAGAUGCAGAGGAUUCAGAUCAGCGUACGCACUUCCCUCAGUUUUCCUACUCUGCCAGCAUACGAGAAUGAUCACUCAGACUCUUGAACAAGCAGGCAGGCUUACACAUGAUCACAAUCCCACAUACACACUUGCACUGCUGGGGAAUUUGAACGACACAAACAAAUACUGGCACAAGACACAUUUUCAUUCAGUCUUUAACGCACAUACACUCACAGACACACACACACACGCACACACACACCCGUACUGGCAAAUCAGACAAGACAUGGAUUAUAGAGUAUGAAAUGUACACACAGGCCAUGAAUGACUGACCUCAGCAGGUUUGUGUGGAUAGACUGGCAGCUUUGUCUCUGUAUGUCCUCUCAGGGUUCGCUUUAGGCUUCCCUGCAGGACCUCUGCUGCACUACACUGGGUACCACAUCAGAGCCUUGACACUUUGAAAACCAGGUUAUGCCAGCAAGUACCACCUCUUCUACCAGCUGUACCCAUGCUACACACAUAUACACAUACACACCAACCCAUGCAUAGACUGCAUAUAUAUAUACACACAUACAUACUUGAUAGAAUUUUAAAAAAGCAUAAUCAAAAUUUAGGAAAAUGGAAAAGAUUUAGGGAAAAAAAGACAAAUUUUUAUUUCAUCGAUUGUUACGGUUUUAAAUGUAAAGCCAUAUUUCUGCAUUUUUUUUUCGUGUUUAUUUUGUUUGUUUGUUUUUUUUAACAAGUGCUCUUUCUGGAACUUGCUGUUACAAAUCAAGUGUGGGACUGUUCCUACAGUAGGGGGAAAUGGGGAAGGAGGGGAGGUUGCCAUUUCUGUGUUUGCACUGCACGUGUGUGUGUGUGUGUGUAAGCGUCUGGAUGCGUGAAUGUACGCGUGUAUGCAUAUGAGUGCAGGAGAAUGUAUGAACAUCCAUUUUGAUUCUCGACCAUCCAUUUUUGUGUCUGUUUUUAUGCAUGUUUUUAAACUCUGAACUAUUGCUGGAAUAUCGACGAGAGAGGACACUACACGGCACACAAUGGCCUUUUUUUUUUUUUUUUUUUAAAGGGGAACAAGCAUGUAAUUUAUGAUUGCUGUGACCAGCUUGGCGCUUAAUCGACUGAGUCAGGAAUAGAAAUUGGGAUCUCUUGCAUGGCUAACCUUUGCUUUUAGAAGCUGCAUUAAUUUAAUUCCAAGUGACGCAGCAGUCAGGCUCCUAGAGUCCACGUCGCUGCGUCCAGACUGACUUUAUCGACCAAGUAGAUGCUGGUUGGAGGACUGAGAGUAAGUUUUCAUUAAGGCCAGUUGCGCUAUGUGUGAAAGACUGUAAGAAUAGAAGGAAAAAGGAGAAUAGAGACUAGACGCUUGACCACAGUUGUUCCCCAACCUGUCUAGAGAGACCAAUGUAGACGAACACAGCCAUUCGCUGUCCUCAAUCCAGUCAUUCUCACUUUCUAGCUGAAGAGUUAGGCACCAUUUUUUUUGUUCAUUUUCCAUUUGUAAUAUCAAUGUAAGUUUAAGAAACAUUUUUAAAAUAAGCCUUUGAGUGUUCCUGUAUUUAAAGAAUGAGAGUUCUUAUGAUGAGGCCAAAAAAUUGACUGACUUGGUGGACGUUUAACACUUCAAAUGAUUCCACAUUUGAUGUUUAGAACCUUUUGUGUUUUCUUUAAUGCUGUGUCGAGGCACUUAAAUCUACAUAGUUGUAUGUCUGGAGGUUUACAAUCCAACUAAAAUGCUGCAUGAGCUGGUUGACCAACCCAACUAAUCAAAACACCAGCUGAUGCGUUGUGGAAAGUUGAAAUGUAAAAUCUGCAUACCUUGAGUUAUGACGGCACAUGAUUGAGAGAGGUUCUGGACAGCAUAAUGAAAAGUGCUCAUAUUGACGCAAGCAUUUUAUAUUCCAUAUUGCUGGAAAAGAUGUUGUUUGCUUUUUGAGCUUCACUAAAGGAACAUCAAGAUCUUUUUGUUGUCAUUGUUUGUUUUUGUUUGUUGAUUUCUCCUUAUUUUUGUCCAUCUAUUUUUCAAAUUUUGGAAGACGUAUUGUCUUGUUUAAGUAUACAUUAUAUAAAUAUAUAUAUUAAAAGUUUUUAAACAGCUUUCUUUUCUAUUAAGUUCUUCAUUUCAGUCAGUUUCCAUUUUGUUUAUUGCUUAUUUCACCAACAUAGUAAAGUAGUAGUUCAUGUCUUGUUUGCAUUAUCACAUCCCUUAAAGCUGCAGUAGGAAAAACCUGUGCAAACCUAUGCAAAAUCUUCCACCUCUCUCUCCCUGCUGCCUCCGUAUCACUCCGCUUAGCCCCUCUCACCUAACCCACAAGUUUGAAUGGCAGCAGGAGAAACGCCCUCUCCCUAAAAUGACCUGUAAUUGGCAAGUCUCCCAUCACAGGCUAGAUUUUCUACAGCCUGAAAACUGAGCCAAGAGAUUUAUGACAUUUUUUUGGCCAAUGACGCCAAAAAAACAAAAGCUACCUCAGCUUUCAGCUGAACUGAAUUUACUGUUCAUUAUUUAAAUAAUUGAGCAUAAUAAGGAAAAUUUAUCUAAUCAGUUUGAUCAGAAAAUAAUCCCUAAGCACUUGAAUUUUUACAGAACUAAUCUUAAAGUUGCAAGAUGUGAAUAAUGAAAUUGAAACUCUACCAUUUUGUGCAGUGUUCAUUCUACAGCAUUGUUUAAAGCAAAAACGUCAUUCUCCCCUCAUGUCACACAUUCCUUUUUGUUUUUAUUUAAGUUUGUGUGAGUGACAGAGGGUGACAGUGAGAUGUUUUGAGUGAAAGUGAUGAUAAGGACACAGAAAAGGACGCAAAGCAGGUCUUUUGACUCUCAUCGCUGGGCAGCAGGUGGCCCCACUUCCUGCAGAUGAUAAUGUGAUCAAAUGGCUUUGAUUUACAGUUCACAACUCCAGCACCUCUUCUCACUGGCUCAGGCACAGCCAUCAUACUCUAGCCUAGUGUCCUGCUUUUGGAAAAAAUGGCAGGAUCAGAUAUCAGAACCACUGCACUGAUGGACUCCACUGUGGAUUUGCCUUCAUUGCUACCAUGGCCAUAAGGGGGUGCUGCUGAACUUUUUUAAUAUUGGUUGUGAAGCCAUACUCUGAACCUCGCUGCUGGCUACGCUUUAAGCAAUGCUUCACAGCUAAACAUGCAAGUAAAUACCCCUGACCUCUCCUGUAGGCAAACACAGGCACAACAAGUGCCUCCUCACUAUUGUGUAAAUACCAAAAAAGAAGAAGGGAGAAAAAAAAAAAGCUUGAUGGUGAAUGCAGCAUUAGUAGAAGGGGAGGCCUGCAGCUUUGUAGUAUUUGAUUUGCAGCUUUACUAUAGUUACCAUGCUUCUCUGUAUAUUUGAAUGUGAUCAACAGUCACGAAUGUCACACCUGAUGCUGGUGUAACAAGAUUUUUUUCUUUGCUUGUUGCUGUUAGUUGAGGCUCAGAGGGCAAUGAAAAAAGCAAUCUUUAAAAGGGGAGGACAUUGUCCUGGUAGACAGUUUCAGUCCCCCUUUGCAAGACUUUACAAUGUAACGGGUGAUACCUGCUACAAUAUGGUAGCUUAUAACAUUUGCAACUAUAAUGUGCCAGUAAACCUUUUUACUGAGUAAA